Messenger RNA from Micropterus salmoides (largemouth bass), 3670 nucleotides. RefSeq names its product EMILIN-3 (gene emilin3b). Lineage: Eukaryota; Metazoa; Chordata; Actinopteri; Centrarchiformes; Centrarchidae. Bases 504 to 2978 code for a protein of 824 amino acids. Gene Ontology annotation, molecular function: protein binding. The record is from RefSeq and is a predicted model, not a curated record. Gene Ontology annotation, cellular component: extracellular matrix. The transcript is spliced from 6 exons.
UUGCACACACAACGUCACUCACGCAGAGUGCAGAGGACUUGGAGGGUCGAGCCUAGUCAGCAGGUCUCACACACGCUUGUGUGUGUGUUUGUGUGUGUGUGUAUGGAGCUGAAACUUUCCUAGAGACACACUCACACGCUCCCGCCUUCUUGCCUCUGUCCUGCUCUCCUCUUUCUCCUUUCCCUUCUUUCAGCACACCUUUGUGUUGUUGUCCUUGCCCCUCUUCCUCUUCCCUCCCUCUUCAGCCUCACAACUUUUCCCUCUGCUCCUCUGUCCUAUGUGCUCAGACUGUGGUGAGUGUGCGAACUGAAGGCAUACAGAGCGAGAUGCUGCUGAUGCUACAGCUGUUUGGGCUCCAUGUCUCCUUCAGGGCCCACUGAAGAAGACAAGACUGCACGUGAGCUGGGGAACUUCAACACAACACUCUGAGAAACCUGCAACUCAACUCAAGACUCUAAGGAAUUAAUUAAGCUUUUAAAGACUUACUGAAAAAAGAAAAAACAAUGAGGACCAAGUUCUGUCAACUGUUUGCACAAGUCUUUCUCUUAGGAGAGUUGCUAUCUGUGGUGGACAGCAAAGGGACUUUCUAUGGAGGCCAUGUCAACCCUUUCUAUGGAAGCAGAUACAACCUGUACAAGGCUGGACUCAACCCUCAUCAUUCACCAAACAAGCCCAUGACCCGUCACAAAAACCACUGUGCGUACGUUGUCCAGAAGAACAUCUCAUGCACAAUGCAGGAUGGAGUGGCUACCUAUGUGAAGGCUGAGUACACCACCAAGUGCAUCUGGGGUCAGAAAUGUCCGGUUGUCAUGUACAGGACAUUCUACAAACCAAAGUACAAGGUGGGUUUUAAGACAGUCACAGAGCUGGAAUGGAGAUGUUGUCCCGGUUACUCUGGAGAAAACUGCUAUGAUGGACCCACAUCGCUGCCUGACGUCAUGAUGCCACCUUUCAAGGGUACGGGUGGGCCCAAUCGCCCAGGCAUGAAGGGGUUCCCCCAUGGUCCUAGACCUCCUGUGGACAAGAAGCCUGGAGGUGGCCAAUUGGAGCCAGAUAAACCCUUCCCCAGUGUGCCUGACCAUAGACCAAUACCCACAGGACAGCUUCCUGCUGGGAAUGGAAAACCAAACUAUGGUAACAAAUUUGGGAUUUCAGGAGUGACUGGUGAACGUUUGGACCACAUGGAGGAGGACCUGCGUCGCCUCACCCAGGGUCUAGACACUCUGAACGGGGUGGUGGCUGGCCUCGAGCAGCGAUUGCGCACAUCUCUCCGGGAAGACACCAACAAAAUCCUGGUGUCCCUGCUCCCCAACGCUCCCCGUGUGCCCGACUCUACAGUGGGAUUUGGGGUGAUCCCAGAUGGGACUCCAGAUGGACUGGAAGGAGGAGAAAGCUUCACUGGUUUUGGAGACUUAGCAGGGAGGGUAACAGAAGUGAGGGAUGACCUGCGAGCCAAAACACACAUCUUAGAGGAGAUUCAGGGGAUGGUCCUGGGUCAUGAUGGCCAGCUGAAGAGGCUAUUGGAAGGAGCUAGAGGCACGCCCAUCCUUGGCCCAAGCUCCGCUGCUCGUCUGGACGAGAUCAUAGACGGCAAGCUGGCUGACAUGAGGGCUGAGAUCCUGGAUGGAUUUGAGCGCCGUCUGACCAGUCUAGAGAGCCACUGUGACACGAAGAUUGGGGAGGUUCAGAGGAAGUGCCACAGGGACCACAUGGAUGGCCAGGAGCAGAUGCAGCAGUCUCUUGAUGGAAGAGAGACUGGGCUGCGGGAGGAGUUGGGUUCUUUGCAGGCUCAGAUCCAGGGUCUAACUCUCACUGAGAGCUGCUGUGGACAGGUGAACAGUCUGUCCCAGCGUGUGCUUCUGCUGGAGGAGUCAGUUAAAGGUUUGACAGAAUCUCAGAGACAGCUCCAUACCGCCAUCACUGAUCACAGCAUACACGUGGAGACACUGAUCGAGACCCGCCUAGUGGACAUAGAGGGUCGCCUCAAUGCCACAGAGGGAGGACCUGAUGGAGUAGCAGGGCUCCCUGGUGGUCUGGAUGGCUUCAAGACUAUGCUGGAGGACAAGCUGAAGACCCUGGAAGAGAGAGUUUUUGUGGCCGUUGAGGAGCUGAGUAAUGCCACUGCGCCGGCACUCCUGGAGGGUCAGGUGGUCCCGGCACUGGAGACAGAGAUUGAGUCUGUGAGGAGGAGAGUGGAGGGAGACCUGGAUGGCAUUCAGAAACAAUUAAUAGAUCUGGAGCUCCUCUGCACCUCUUCCUGUUCACCUUCCACUCCGCCAGCAGGGGGUGUCAGUCUCACUGAAGUAGAGGAAGAUUGUGAGGGGAUGGAGAAGAAGAUGACUGACCGCCUGAACUCCCAUUCUAACCAGCUGGACCGCCUAAACACCACCCUACAGAACCUGCUCUUCCGUGUCGCUCAGGAGGACACAGAGGGAGUCGUCCAGGGAGAGAUCACCCUGCUGAAGGUCAACAUCAACUCUGUGAACCGCACUCUGAAGGGCCUAAAGGACUCUAUUAGCUUCAUUGCAAGUGAAGUGGGCCACGCUAACACCACCUGGGAGCAGAGAGAGCACCAGCUAGUCAACCAGGUGCAAGGAAUCACCAAACUAGUGGGCCACCAGGCCUCUCUCCUGGGGGCCGGGGAGAGGCGGCUGGCUCAGCUGAAGGGAGAGCUACUGGCCUUGAAGAGACAGCUGUCUGGGGAGCUGCAGGGAUGCCGGAGCACAGCGAUAGAAGUACAGAAGGAGGUGAAGAACGUUGAUAGCAGGGUGAGCCAGGUAGAGGGCCAGUGCAGCAGCCUGGGGGAACUGGCAGAGCACCUGGAGAGGAUCAGGGCAGAGCUUGAGAGACACUCAGAUUCCUACCUGGCCCAAGUGAAUGGCACUCUUGGCGUCCAUUCAGAGCAGCUAGCAGAGCUGAAAGGGGAGGUCAAAGACUGCGUUGCCAAGGAAGUAGCCAACCAAAAAGGAGACCAGUAGCACCUGAGCUACAGCUACAUUUUAAAAGAGACUUAUGUGUGCUUCUCAUUAGCUCAAGUGACUUCCUCUGCUUCUCUCCUCUCUUUUUCUAAUCCCAUCGGCACAGAUGCAAAUUAACUGAACCGAUGAAAGUAAUUUCCCAUAAGCUCCCCAACAUAGUGCCUCCAGAUGUCCUGGGUAUUUAGUUUAGUAAAGAGGGGAGAGAAGACACAGAAUACAAAGACUCACCUAUGGUUGUAUAGCUGGGCAAUGUUUUCCCUUGAGAUGUUAUUCUAUAGGGCAUUUGUUCGUUUUUUUCCUCUGCUCGUGAUUGCUACAUUUUCACAUUUUACUUUUUUUUAACUUAUAUGAAGUGACUGCAUUGUUAUGAUGUUAAACUGUUUGUAUUAGCAAAAUGACAAUAACAAAUCCUGGUGGAUGAUAUGGGACUAAUACGCUGCUACGGGUUUCCACUGACAAGCACACUUGACAUCCUUUGUGUGGACACUUGUUUGGUCUUUAUGAAAAAAAACUGAAUGUCAUCUUGGUGCUAUUUACAUUUUUGUAAACUUCUGUUUUACACAUGUUUAGUGUUUCUGCUCUGACUGUUGAUGUUUGUUUCUUACUGCAUUGCUCCAAGUUGCAGAGAAGUUCCAAAAGUCAGUGACAACAUGGCAUGGAAGAUUGAAGAAAUAAAAUCUUGGAAUUGUUUU